Lodderomyces parapsilosis is the source of this 1332-nucleotide messenger RNA. It is a transcript of the gene DBP8, whose product is annotated as ATP-dependent RNA helicase. The transcript has a single exon. The coding region runs from base 1 to 1332 and encodes 443 amino acids. Gene Ontology annotation, molecular function: RNA helicase activity; ATP binding; nucleic acid binding. Lineage: Eukaryota; Fungi; Ascomycota; Pichiomycetes; Serinales; Debaryomycetaceae. The record is from RefSeq and is a predicted model, not a curated record.
AUGUCAUCACAACCGUUUCAAGAUCUCGGAGUCGCAAGAUGGCUCAGUGAAUCACUAGUAGCAAUGAAAAUCCACAAACCUACAUCGAUUCAAGCCGCAUGUAUACCGGCUAUACUCAAAGGUCAAGAUUGUAUUGGAGGAGCCAAGACUGGUUCCGGUAAAACUAUUGCGUUUGCAGCACCUAUGUUAACACAAUGGUCAGAAGAUCCCUACGGCAUAUUUGGACUAGUGCUCACCCCAACUAGGGAAUUGGCGUUGCAAAUCGCAGAGCAGUAUACCGCUUUAGGAGCACAAAUGAAUAUAAAAGUUUGUGUUGUGGUUGGAGGUGAGGAUUUUGUCAAGCAGGCUUUGGAAUUGCAAAAGAAACCACAUUUCGUUAUCGCCACGCCAGGGAGAUUGGCUGAUCAUAUUUUGAACAGCGGUGAAGAGACUAUUAGUGGAUUAAGAAGAGUGCGAUACUUGGUUUUGGAUGAAGCAGAUCGCUUAUUGAGCAAUAGUUUUAGUAGUGAUUUGGAAAGGUGUUUUUCAGUAUUACCCAGUAGUGACAGAAGACAGACGUUGCUAUUCACAGCCACUAUAACCGAUUCAGUUAAAGCAUUGAAGGAAAAGCCUCGUUCAGCGGGGAAACUCCCAGUAUUUAUGCAUGAAGUGGACACAGUUGACAAGGUUGCCAUUCCGUCGACUUUACUGAUUGAGUACGUGUUUGUGCCCUCAUACGUGAAAGAGGCCUAUCUACAUAGCAUUUUACUUUUACCCAAAUACAAAGAAUCCACCGCGGUUGUAUUUGUCAACAGGACAAUCACUGCUGAAGUUUUGAGACGAGCAUUGAGAAAAUUGGAUUUUAGAGUGGCAUCAUUACAUUCGGAAAUGCCUCAAUCCGAGAGAACAAACUCGCUACAUAGAUUCAAAGCUGGUGCCGCAAGGAUUCUAAUUGCCACUGAUGUCGCUUCAAGAGGUUUAGACAUCCCCACUGUGGAACUUGUGGUGAACUUCGAUAUACCAGCCGAUCCUGAUGAUUUCAUUCACAGGGUUGGUAGAACAGCAAGAGCUGGUAGAAAAGGUGACGCGAUAAGCAUCAUUAGCGAGAAAGAUAUAGAGCGGAUUCAGAGCAUCGAGGAGAGAAUUAACAAGAAAAUGGAAUUGUUGGAAGAGAUCAAUGAUGACAAGGUUAUCAAAGAUUCAUUGGGUGCAAUGACAACCGCCAAGAGAGAAUCAAUGCUGGAAAUGGACAAAGAAGGGUUUGGAGAAAGGAGAAAGAUCAACAAACGGAAACAUUCAAAAGAAGAGCCUAGUCAGUCCAAGAAACUGAAAAAGUCCAAAUUUAAUAAAUAA